AUGACACAAACACAAUUGUCGCAAGAUGAAGCUGCAGCUAUACAUUUAUAUACAAUGGAGACAUUAGUCUAUCCACUUUUAAAUUCAAAAUUACGUGAACGUGAUCGAGAACAAUUGAAGCCAUGGUUCGCAUAUCUUAAACUCUUAUUAACGGCACUUUUUAAAUUACCAUUAAGUACAAAUAAAAUAUUAUGGCGCGGUGUUAAAUUAGAUUUAAGUAAAAAAUAUAAAAUAGGUGAAGAAUAUGUGUGGUGGUCAUUUACAUCAUGUACAACAGCAAUGAAAGUUUUGGAUAGUGAUUUAUAUUUGGGUAAAAACGGUGUUCGCACGUUGUUUGCUAUUGAAUGUAUAAAUGGACGUUCCAUAGUUGAUUAUUCAUAUUUUAAACAAGAAGACGAAAUUCUUCUUCUGCCUGGUACAUAUUUUCAAGUUGUUGACUAUUUAAGUCCAAAUUCAACGAAUGAUCUUCAUAUUAUUCAACUGAGACAAAUUGAACCGCCAGUUAAUUUCUUACAGCCACCAUUUAAUGUUACGCAAGAGCAGCAACCAACGACUAUGCAACAUGUUCCAAUGGCAUCAUCAAAUGAUAUGAUUGUUUUCACUAGUUCUCUUCAACAAAUGUCAUUAAACAAUCAGCAAUCGUCAACAACAUCCAUAGGCAGCGCACCAUCAUCUCUAUCGAUAAAAGGUAUUUCAGUUAUCUAA
Molecule: messenger RNA, 705 nt
Organism: Didymodactylos carnosus
Lineage: Eukaryota; Metazoa; Rotifera; Eurotatoria; Philodinida; Philodinidae
Source: the annotation of a GenBank genome assembly